Molecule: messenger RNA, 687 nt
Organism: Lachancea fermentati
Lineage: Eukaryota; Fungi; Ascomycota; Saccharomycetes; Saccharomycetales; Saccharomycetaceae
Source: the annotation of a GenBank genome assembly
AUGGCUCAAGAAAGCUCCCAGACUGUCCCAGAAUCCAUCAGAAUGGUUCUUAUCGGCCCUCCAGGUGCCGGUAAGGGUACACAAGCUCCAAACUUGGUGGAGCGUUUCAAGGUCUGCCACCUGGCUACUGGUGAUAUGCUUAGAUCACAAGUCGCCCAAAAGACCGCUCUAGGUCUAGAGGCUAAGAAGAUCAUGGACCAAGGUGGUCUAGUGUCUGACGACAUCAUGGUCAACAUGAUCAAAAACGAAUUGACCACCAAUCCAGCCUGCAAAAACGGUUUCAUCUUGGACGGUUUCCCAAGAACCAUCCCUCAAGCAGAGAAAUUGGACCAAAUGUUGGCUGAAAGAGGCACUCCUUUACAAAAGGCUGUUGAGUUGCAGGUCGACGACGAACUAUUGGUCUCUAGAAUCACCGGUAGAUUGGUUCAUCCAGCAUCUGGUAGAUCCUAUCAUAAGAUCUUCAACCCACCAAAGAAGGAGAUGACCGAUGAUGUUACUGGCGAGCCUCUAGUCCAAAGAUCUGACGACAAUGCCGAUGCUUUGAAGAAGAGAUUGGCUGCCUACCACCAACAGACCGAGCCUAUUGUGGACUUUUACAAGAAGACUGGUAUCUGGGCUGGCGUCGACGCUUCUCAACCACCACAGACUGUCUGUACUUCCAUCUUGAAAUGUCUAGGUCAAGCCUAG